GUGACUUAAAUGUUUUGCGGAAUGAAGAGAGCGUUAGAUUGCGGAAUGAGAACUUGUGGUACAAUGAGCAGCAGAGUUGUGACUACCACCGCCCCCGUGGUUCGAGUCACCCACUCCCCCUACUCUCGUCAGCUACGCCUCUCCAUUCUGCCUUCAACAACACAACCUCAUCCAUUUCACCGACGGUUCUUCUCGCCCUACAAUUACCGUCCGGUAACUGUAAAGGCUGGUUUAGAUGUUAUUGGAGAUGGUGGCUCAAUGUUUCAGGAUGCUGGUGCUACUGCUUUGGUUAUCGCUGGAGCUUACGCUCUUGUCUCCACUUUCGAUUACUUAUCCGAGCAGAAACUCAUUGAACAGAAAUUAAGCAGAAAGCUGGUCCACAUAUUGUCUGGUCUGCUUUUUAUGGCUUCCUGGCCAAUUUUCAGCGCAUCAAGUUGGGCUCGGUACUUUGCUUCUGUAGUUCCACUUACAAACUGCUUGAGACUUGUGAUUCAUGGCCUUUCUUUGGCUACUGAUGAGGGGCUUAUAAAAUCUGUUACUCGGGAAGGAAAGCCAGAAGAAUUGCUUAGAGGGCCUCUAUAUUAUGUUCUAGUGUUAAUUUUGAGUGCAGUUCUCUUUUGGCGUGAGUCACCAGUUGGAAUAAUUUCGGUAGCGAUGAUGUGUGGUGGCGAUGGAAUUGCUGAUAUUGUUGGAAGAAGGUUUGGGUCCACAAAACUCCCUUAUAAUAAACAGAAAAGUUGGGCUGGUAGCCUCUCCAUGUUUGCUCUUGGUUCCCUGGUAUCCGUUGGGAUGCUCUAUUACUUCUCAGUCUUGGGAUAUUUUCACUUGGAUUGGGUUUCGACUGUAGAAAGAGUAGCUGUGGUGUCACUUAUAGCAACUAUUGUGGAGUCUCUCCCUAUUACUGGAACGGUGGACGAUAAUAUUUCUGUUCCUUUGGUAAGCAUGGUUGUAGCAUCAUUGGCUUAUGGUUAUUAGCUUAGAGUGUUCUCAUCUUCCUGGCACUAUGCUGUCAUGUCAUCCUUUUGUUGAUAAAACUGCCAUUGUAUGGUGAUGAUUCCUGCUAUAUCUUCUUGUGGUGCUCUUAUGUGUAUUCUCAAGUGGUUCUUUGAUGCCCAAACAUGUCAACUGGUGAAGAUAGCACAGCCUCAUUUUGGAUAUUCGGAAGUCACAACUCGUCGUGUCUCCAUGUGAACCCCCUCCCCCUCUUUUUCCCUCAUUGAUACUGGGCAGUGGUCAUUUAAUGGAUCAAUCAACUACCACUCUGUCAUCUAUGAAUGGUUGGCAUAGAAGUUCUUAUUUGUA
This is a messenger RNA of Lycium ferocissimum, 1302 nucleotides long. Its product is annotated as probable phytol kinase 1, chloroplastic. NCBI's taxonomy places the organism in Eukaryota, Viridiplantae, Streptophyta, Magnoliopsida, Solanales, Solanaceae. Gene Ontology annotation, molecular function: phytol kinase activity. Gene Ontology annotation, cellular component: chloroplast. Gene Ontology annotation, biological process: vitamin E biosynthetic process. The coding region runs from base 10 to 975 and encodes 321 amino acids. The transcript has 6 exons. The record is from RefSeq and is a predicted model, not a curated record.